Molecule: messenger RNA, 1223 nt
Organism: Sorex araneus (European shrew)
Lineage: Eukaryota; Metazoa; Chordata; Mammalia; Eulipotyphla; Soricidae
Gene: EVA1B
Product: eva-1 homolog B
Exons: 3
Coding region: 470-970 (166 amino acids)
Source: RefSeq, a predicted model, not a curated record
UUUAUUGCAAAGGGCACGGCGGCCCGGCCAGCUUCAUCUUGCUUGUUAUUGUCAUCAGUGGCCCAGGGCGGUCCCUGCGCCCGGCCUCCCCAGCGGUUUCCUGUGGGAGCCGAGCCCCGGGCCGGCUCCCCCUCCUCGCGGGUGCUCUCCUCUCCUUUCCUCUCCCCUUCCCGCCGCCCUUCCCUCCGCCCCCGCCCCGCCCCGCCCCGCCCCUUUCCUCCGAGGAAACUUUCCGCCCGCUGGUCCCGGCCCGAGUCCGGCCCGCGCUGCCGCGGCCUGGGAGCCGAGCGGGCGGGCGGACGGGGCGGGUGCGGGCCGGGGCCGGACGUCGGACGCGCCGGGGCGGGCAGCGGGAGUCGGGGCGCAGGCGGUGGAGCAAGAAAGCGGGGUCCCGCAUCCUCCGUGCCUGGCGGCGGGAGCGUAGGGAUCCGGCAGGCUGCCGGGGGCGCUGCCCCCGCCCGACAGCAGCAUGGAUGCCCCACGAAGGGACAUGGAGUUGCUCAGCAACAGCCUGGCGGCCUUCGCGCACAUCCGCGCUAACCCGGAGAGCUUCGGCCUCUACUUCGUGCUGGGCGUCUGCUUUGGCCUCCUGCUCACCCUGUGCCUGCUGGUUAUCAGCAUCUCGUGCGCGCCCCGCCCGCGGCCCCGGGGUCCCGCCCCGCGCCGGGACCCCCGCAGCAGCGCCCUGGAGCCGGACGAAGACGAUGACGAUGACGACGAGGAGGACACAGUGACGCGACUGGGCCCCGACGACACGCUGCGGGGCCCCGAGCUGUCGGCCGAGCCCGACGGGCCCCUGGUCAACGUGUUCACGUCGGCGGAGGAGCUGGAGCGCGCGCAGCGGCUGGAGGAGCGGGAGCGGAUCCUGCGAGAGAUCUGGCGCACCGGGCAGCCCGACCUGCUGGGCACGGGCACGCUGGGGCCCGGCCCCGCCACCACCGGCACUCUGGGCCGCAUGCACUAUUACUGAUCGCCCCGGGAGCGCUGGACACGCACAAGCGAGCGCAGGGCUGCCCAGGGCUUAGGGCUGCCCAGGGCUUGGGGCCGCCCCUGCCCACGGUGCUCAGGGGCCCCAUCUCGGCCGCUCCCCCGGUGCUAUUGGACAUCGCCCCACUCCCUGGGAUGCACCAUCCCCUCCACAGCCAGAGCUGGGGGAGGGCAGGGACCCCAUCCCAUGGGGAAAAGGACAGUAAAGAGGGGGUGACCAAUGAAAGCUCCAUUCU